AUUGUCAAAAAGUAGCUAACAAUAUUAUUUACAAUUUAAAUGUGUUUGAAUUCCAAUCUGUUAAUAUUGGUUUUCAAUUCAGUUUAGUAUCUGUUUAUUAUUUACACGAAUGGCAGAUCACGAAUUUCAAUUCCCCGCACCAGCAUGUUCAAACGUUGCUGCAGAUAUUGCCAAGAACAGUACUAUUAUAGAAGAAGGUCCAAGGAUUUGUCCACUAUGCAACUCAAUAGUUAGACUAUUUUAUAUACAUUACACUUCCAAAAUAUUAAUGUGUGAAAAUUUGAAGUGUGAAUAUCCAUUCGGAGAUGAUUUCACUAUUUAUGAAAGCGAUGAUGACGGUUACUUCUUAUCUGAACUAGAUUUAUCCAGCAUUAAAUCCAAAAAAGGCAGUCAGUUAGGCAAAGGCGCCAGUCGGAACAGAUGUACAUCAACACAGGGAACCUCAUCAGAACUAUCUACAGCAGAAUGGUCAGAAAUAAACAGAUUGAAUCAAGCAUAUGAUUCUGACGACAGUCUGACCUCAUCAAAAAUAUUCACGAAAAAAUCUAGCCAAAGAAGAUUAGAGAAGAGAGCUAAAAGACAAGAGAACGAAGAAAAAAUUAAACAAAAUGUUGAGAAAAUAAAAGAGUUAAACAAGGUUUUAUUUAGUGAUGAAGAGAAAUUAAAUACCAUACAUAAUGAGAAAUGGUUAAAGAAUUUAUCAUCAAUGCAAUCAUCUUCAGGAGUGAGGCUAGUGAACGAUCAGGAAUUACAGAAACUGAAAAAGGCUGAACGUGUUCCUGUGGGAGAGUUAAAAAUAGAUAUCGAGGCCCGACAGGAUUCUAUGUCCUUGAUUAAAAUAGAAAUUGGAAAUCAACUAGCAAAGAAAUAGAAUAAUAUUUUUUUUUGCAUAAAUAUAAAAUAUUAUAAAACAUAUGGUUUUGGAGGAACCCUGUGUGACAAUAAUAUAUAAUUUUUAUUGUCAAGCUUAUAGUACAAUGAAUGGUGCUAUUAAAGCGAUAUUAUUUAAAGGAACAUGUGUAAUGUAAUAGCUACAGGGUGUAUAUUACAGUAAAUGGAAAGAAAGCAUAUUAUGUAGGUGUGUGAAGUUUAUUUUUUUGUUAGUUAAGACUUGUCUGCUUUUUGCAAUCAUGAAAAAUUGCCAGACACUUAUCCUAACAAUUUUACUCUGAUGCAUUUUCUUUUCUUCAAUGUUGAGUUCAAAGUCAGGUGAUCCAUUAUAAUAAUGUGAGCUUUUGUUUAGUUGUACUAAACAGGGUCAGUCUGUUCUUUAUAGUUCCAACAUGUAACAUCAAAAGCAUUACCAAGUUAUGCCUCUUAAUUUUUAUGUGAGGUGGGAAAAAUAUACAGUAGAUCUGUGAUUUCAAUGUAUCAGUUUGCUUUUAUUUAUUUUCUUUUUAUUAAGAAACAAUGUAUGUUUAUUUUGUCUAUAUAUUUGAUUAUAUGUUCGUAUGUGCUGUGUGUAUUAA
This is a messenger RNA of Helicoverpa armigera (cotton bollworm), 1469 nucleotides long. RefSeq lists its product as uncharacterized. Bases 110 to 871 code for a protein of 253 amino acids. The record is from RefSeq and is a predicted model, not a curated record. The transcript is spliced from 3 exons. Lineage: Eukaryota; Metazoa; Arthropoda; Insecta; Lepidoptera; Noctuidae.